This is a messenger RNA of Hemiscyllium ocellatum (epaulette shark), 1687 nucleotides long. RefSeq names its product eotaxin-like. Gene Ontology annotation, biological process: monocyte chemotaxis; G protein-coupled receptor signaling pathway; chemokine-mediated signaling pathway. Gene Ontology annotation, molecular function: CCR chemokine receptor binding; chemokine activity. The record is from RefSeq and is a predicted model, not a curated record. Bases 96 to 446 code for a protein of 116 amino acids. NCBI's taxonomy places the organism in Eukaryota, Metazoa, Chordata, Chondrichthyes, Orectolobiformes, Hemiscylliidae. Gene Ontology annotation, cellular component: extracellular region. The transcript has 4 exons.
AGGAGAACAGCACAGAGUAGCAACAGCUCAAGUCAGAGAGAGAGAGAGAGAGCCCUGAGCUGAACUGCUCAAAGAACAGCUAUAAGCAGCGCAUCAUGAAGGGAACAGCCACCUCUACUGCUACCCUCCUCCUCAUCAUUGCUGCCUCUCUCUGGGGCAUUUCUCAAGCCAAUGAGGACAGUAUGGCUACGCAGGAUUGCUGCCUCACCACCAGCUCAAGCAAGAUUCCCUUCAAUAUCUUGCAAAGCUACCGAAUACAACUGCCCAGCGACGGCUGCAAAAUACGCGCUGUUGUGUUUCGGACAAAGAAGAAUAAACAGCUGUGCAGCCCAUCACGGGAAAAGUGGGUGAAGAAAUUGAUGAGGAAACUCGACAUGAAAAAAUCAAAACCAAGUCAGAAAAGGAGGUUGAUGAGGCGCCGAUCGGGAAGGAAUUCACAGGCAUGAAAAGAAAUGAUGGUCAACAAGCCUCUUGAUUCGCUUUAUCUGCAUUAAUCAGAAGAACUAACAUCUACCAAAGUUGUCAACAUUACUUGAGGUCAGACUGAGAGGUGUAUUUGUUUGUAAACCCGACACUGACCAAUCAUCUUUCAAACUUUCCCUUCCUGCUGCCUUAUUGGUGAAAUUGGAUUCAGAAUGGACGGUCUCACUGUGAUGCCAAGUGUGAUUGCCCCCAACCACAAAAUUGGUACUAAAUUGGCACUUCUGUGAAAGGGAAUAGCACCUACUGACGUAUAUGUCCCUCUUUAAAGCCUAUCGUCUCAUUCUGUUUUGGAAACUGGCUGUGGGAUCUUUCUCUGUCACAGAGAGCAGCAAAAAUAUAUAUAUAUAUAUAUACAUAUAUAGGAAAACCUUUACUCUACAUCUAACCUUAUGCUGCCCCUGUCCUGGGAGUGUUUCAUGGGGACAGUGUAGAGAGAGCUUUAUUUUCAGUUUAAAAAUAUACAGAGAGUGUUAAUCUGUAAUCUGAGUAAUGCCUGUUCUGGGAGUGUUUGGUGCGGAUGGUGUUAGGGCAGCUUUACCCUGUUCGUACCCUGACACUUGUAGAAUCCUUGGGAAGGGGGGUGCAGGGGAGUUCAAUGUAAUUGCUGAUUGGGUUCACCGUGCCCUGAAACCAAGUGAUGGAUCUGGACCCCCUCAAUUCCACAUCAAUCCUGUGUUUGAAUACAUUGUCAAAGUGAAUGAGCCAUAUGGUUGUCAGCAGGAGUGAAGAUGCUUUUAUUUAGCUUGGGAAGAAUUCCAUUUCCCUACCAAUUUGCUCCUGCCUUCAAUCGACACAGUUACUGAGACUGAGCCACGGAAAUGAAACAACCCACAAUGUGACAGUGAGUGAGAGCAGGAAAGCUCAAUCCCAAAAUAAUGUGAAUACUGACGUUGAAUGUUCAAUUAAACUCUGUUGCCUCUCUUCCUCCCCGACACUAGGGAAUAGCACCUACCCUGACGUAUCUGUCCCCUUGUAGUCUCCUUAGUCUUUAAAGCUGAUCGUCUCAUUCUGUUUUGGAAGCUGGAUGUGGGAUCUUUCUCUGUAUGAUGAUAUGUGUCAUAGAAAAUAUUCUGUCCCAGUCUUAAUAAGCUGUCUGAUUGGACUGUGACUGUUUGUUCAAAGCUGAAUUGUUUUUAUUUUCCAGCCUACGGUUUUAUGGUAUUUUGUAAUAUUGUAAUGAUGAAUAAAGAUCAUUUGAUAUGAA